This is a messenger RNA of Botrytis byssoidea, 543 nucleotides long. RefSeq lists its product as uncharacterized. The coding region runs from base 1 to 543 and encodes 180 amino acids. The transcript is spliced from 3 exons. NCBI's taxonomy places the organism in Eukaryota, Fungi, Ascomycota, Leotiomycetes, Helotiales, Sclerotiniaceae. The record is from RefSeq and is a predicted model, not a curated record.
AUGGGAAACGAAGUAUCAGCACAAAGGGUUACAUUUGGUUCAUGUCCACCAUGUCGACCAUACACGCAAGUUCAACAAGAAGCCUCACAAAAUACAGGCGCUCCCUCCACCAAAAAACGCAAACGUGAGGAUUCUGAGGAAGAUCACUCAAUAGAGAAUGUCAGGAAACGCAGGAAAUUGCUGGUAAUGGAUGAUGGUAGCCAUAGCAUUCUCACUUCUGAGUCUUUGAUUGUCGUCCUGAAAAUUGCUACGACCCCUUCUCUACUUUCAAGAGAGUCAGAGCUUACGGCUGCUGGUACGAAUCCAAAGUCCAAGAUCAAGGAGAGUCCCGAAAGUACAGUGAGGUUCGGAUCAAAAGCUUCCCCAGAUAUGAAUGAAUCAACAAGCUCUGCUGCCGAGGACUUGGGUCAAGUGUUUGUGGAGUUGAAGUUGCCAAAAAAAACAAAGCAGCUUAUACCCCUCCAUGGAUUCAGAUGUCGUAUUCAACAAGAGAUGAUGGUGACCAAGAGAAUUGUAGUAGCAAGACACAGAUGGAGUAGUUAA